ACAUUUACAGAAAACGUAUGGUUCAUCACUUUCGUUUCCUUUAUCUUUAUGCAGAACCGAUUUUCUUCAAAACACUUACUUUUGUGAUUUCGUUAUCUCCAAAUUCGUUUACAUGAUUAUUCGAAUCAAUCGUUUUGUAUACAAAAAUCUAUUCGGAGGGUUAAAUAAGUUGAGUUCGUGAGGUGGUCUCCGUAGAUUCAUUUUCGUGGUGUUGAUUUAAAUUCAGAAAAUGAGAAUUGGGCUGUAGCUCAUUCUUCAUCCAAUUUAAGAGCCAAUUGAAAGGAUUUUUUUUUGGGACCAACUAUCAAUUUAUAGACCGAAGAAAGAAAAACAGAGGGUUGGUACCAGAGAGGACAGCAGCCUUUGCUAAGGCAUCUGCUAGAACAUUCUCAGAACGGGGAAUAAAAGUUAAAGGAAACAUGUGAUUUCAUGGAUAUGUUAACUAACAUCAAAACAAAUUACAGCUUCACAACUUGACUUUGCACCCGGAAACAUGAAAGAGGAAUGAUUGCAAUUUGGAAUUAAAAGCAAUCGCUAUCGGAGUAAGAAGAACUGUUUGAAGGGGAUAAAUCAAAGUUUUGUGUAGUAAGUUGAGGGGAUAGGGUCCGGCGAAUAAGGAGAAGAUGACAAUGGCAGUGAGCUUAGGGAUAGUUGUCGUUCCGUCGUGUUCCGGAGAUCGCCUCUUCAGAUCUAACUUUCCGGCCGUCUGUAGCGCCUCUUGCGGACGAAUCAAUGUCGAAUCCGGCGUAAUUUCGGCUCGCCGACGCCGUGAUAUGGGCGGGUUAAUGAUUUCUAGCUGUAUCUCUUCGGAUUCUUCUUCUUCUUCGCCAUCGUCUUCCUCUGUGCCAAAGACGAAACUCUUUGUUAGUGGGCUUUCAUUCCGCACAACUGAAGAUACCUUACGGGAUACAUUUGAACAGUUUGGCAAGCUUGUACACAUGAACUUGGUGAUGGAUAAGGUAGCUAAUAGACCAAAAGGUUUUGCCUUCCUACGGUAUGACACAGAGGAGGAGGCUAUGAAAGCUAUUGAAGGGAUGCACGGAAAGUUUUUGGAUGGAAAGGUUAUAUUCGUAGAAGAAGCUAAAAGCAGAUCAGAUAUCUCCAGAGGUAAACCAAGACCAGACUACCCCAAAGCUCAACCAAAACCUCGCACCUUUCGUACGUGGUAGCUGUUUUGAUUCUGUCUUCAUACUGUGUACUGAAUUGUAAAAUUUUGAUCUACUUUUUUAGAUUAUACAAUGGAGUCACUUGUCAACUCCUACCAAGUUUUUACUAGUCUAAACUAAAAUUAACAUUUUAAAAAAUAACAUAUGCCAUGUCAAAAAAUGCAUAA
Molecule: messenger RNA, 1333 nt
Organism: Capsella rubella
Lineage: Eukaryota; Viridiplantae; Streptophyta; Magnoliopsida; Brassicales; Brassicaceae
Product: organelle RRM domain-containing protein 6, chloroplastic
Exons: 8
Coding region: 624-1169 (181 amino acids)
Biological process (GO): chloroplast mRNA modification; cytidine to uridine editing
Cellular component (GO): chloroplast
Molecular function (GO): RNA binding
Source: RefSeq, a predicted model, not a curated record